AUGAAUCGGUGGAAUAAUGAAGUUGGAAGAAAGAUUUUAAAAAGACAUACAAAACCUAAAUGUAAAUGUCAUGGAGUUAGUGGUUCUUGUAAUUUGAAAACUUGUUGGAUGCAAUUACCUCCCAUACGACAAAUUGGCAACAUUCUACAAGUUUGUAUUUACGAUUUAUUUAAGGUUUACAGUCUCUAG
Molecule: messenger RNA, 189 nt
Organism: Meloidogyne enterolobii
Lineage: Eukaryota; Metazoa; Nematoda; Chromadorea; Rhabditida; Meloidogynidae
Source: the annotation of a GenBank genome assembly